CGCGAUACACGUAUGACGGAACAGAACUCCCGCGCUGCCGUGUUCCCUGUUUGGGAAGUGUGAGCGCUGAAUGGAUAAUGCGAUUGGGAACUCGGCUCGUUCCGAAGAGGAGGAGAUGGAAGUCGCUGCAACCCCUUCGGUCGUGUCUGCCCCUGAGGCCACUCGCUCGUCGUUUGGGGAAAACGAUGGGAUGUCCAGUGAGGAUGACGAAGGGAUAGUGGAGCAGCUCAGUGGGGGCGAGGCCGAGGAGCACAUGAUUAACCUGACUGACCUAAAUCCCUACAUUCUGUGCUCAAUCUGCAAAGGGUAUUUAAUAGACGCCACAACUAUCACUGAAUGCCUUCAUACAUUUUGCAAGAGUUGUAUAGUAAAACAUUUUUACUACACCAACAGAUGUCCAAAGUGCAACAUUGUCGUUCAUCAGACGCAACCACUUUACAAUAUCAGGUUGGACAGACAACUCCAAGACAUUGUCUUCAAAUUAGUAGUCAAUUUGGAACAAAGAGAAAAAACACAGAUGCAUGCAUUUUAUAAAGAACGAGGCCUAGACGUACCAAAGCCUAAUAUUCCACAGCCUAUUCCUAGUUCUCGUGCAAAACCGAAAAAGAUGUUAGGACCAGUUUUCCGGAUCCCUCCAGAGCUGGAUGUAUCGUUGCUCCUGGAAUUUAUGGGGGCUGAAAAAGGCACUGGAAACUUUAAGCCUUUGGAGAAGAAAUACGUUCGUGUCUCAGGAGAAGCGACCGUUGGACAUGUCGAGAAAUUUCUAAGAAGAAAGAUGGAGCUUAACGCAACUUGCCAGGUAGACAUUAUAUGCGGAGAUCACUUGCUAGAGCACUUUCAGACUCUGCGGGAAAUUCUUGGUGCCAUUGGUGAAAAAGCAGUUCAGUGUUUUUUCCACCCAUUAGGGCAGAGACACACACUCCGAUUCGGGGAGAUUAGGUGCCUGGCGACAAAUCUCCUUCUUUGGCAGGAUGGCACUCGGAGCACAUCGUUUUCCAAAGUUGCCGGAUACGUCCCCUAUGUGGACUGGCAGACUACAGGAGAUUCUGUUCGGCAGUACACCUGGUUUAUGCAACUAAAACUUGCCUCCGCGUAUGGAAUUCAACAAAAAAAAAGCCCCUGCUUUGAGGCCACUGAAAGCAACAUCCAAGGGGUUACCGGUUGGGGAACACUGCUGUACAACCUUGAUUCCCUGCUGUAAAUGGCGCAUCUCCAUGGAACUCCAGCUGUUGAAUGACACUGGGAUUGUUUAGCUCAGCUAGAGAUAUAGACGCGGAUCGGGUUGUGGGUCAAUUCCUGCUGCAGCUCUCUCCCUGCAGCUUUCCCUCCACUUGUCUCCCCCUCCCAUCUGACUUCAGGCACAGCUCUCUUACACGACGCACUUCUGUCCCUCUCUGCUAUCAGCCACAUUUGACGGUCACUUCCAGUUUGCAGCAACAUCACUUACUGUUUGAUAGUGGUCAGUGGGUUGCGGGUCAGGUUGCAGAUAAGGCAGUUGCGGGCCCGAGUCGAGUAGUGGUUCGGGUCUUAGAAAUUGGUUUCCACGCAGGACUCUACCUUAGAGCUGUGGCCAACGUGGAGAUUUGUCGGAUGACUUCAGAAUGAUGGUUUUACUGCAGGCAAAUUCAAUUAUUUCCAAUAGAGAGGCAUUUUUGGGGGAUUUAUCUCAUGCAUGUUAAUAGUGGGCUACAAAUCUCCUCAUCGUCGUUGGGGGGGGGGGCUUAGCACUAUUUAUUUAAACAUGUUAAUGCAGUCACUGAGGGUAAAGAAGAAAUGAUUUUGUGCCUCUCCCUACUCUCUGGAUCAGGUUUGAUCUAUAGACUGACAUUGCUGCCUUAGAGAGAGACUGAUAUGAAUGCAAAUUGCUGGGCUGCACUGAUUGCAAACCAAUGGCAUGUAAAUGAAAUGCAAUCAGUGCAGCUCUCCUAUCUGGGUUUUCUAGAAGUAUUCACACUUCUUCUUGUUACCUUCUUGUAUAUUUUUUUUCCCAGCAAGUAUGAGUUUAAAAAAUCGUAUCUCAAAAAAUGUCUUUGGAUUUGUUUUUUAUUCCUUCGGAAAUCAGUAACAAAUAUGUGAUUCCUCCUAGGAUGGCUUACUCGUUCU
Xenopus laevis (African clawed frog) is the source of this 2103-nucleotide messenger RNA. It is a transcript of the gene pcgf6.L, whose product is annotated as polycomb group RING finger protein 6. The transcript is spliced from 10 exons. The coding region runs from base 71 to 1201 and encodes 376 amino acids. NCBI's taxonomy places the organism in Eukaryota, Metazoa, Chordata, Amphibia, Anura, Pipidae. The record is from RefSeq and is a predicted model, not a curated record. Gene Ontology annotation, biological process: negative regulation of DNA-templated transcription. Gene Ontology annotation, cellular component: PcG protein complex; nucleus.